AUGGUUUCGCCAAAAGAUUUGGUAUUGAUAACAGGGGCCACGGGCCAUGUAGGGUCGUGGACUCUGGUGCAACUGCUUCGAGAGGGAUACCGGGUCCGGGCCGCCGUUCGAUCCCAUGCCAAAGCUGCUGCUGUUCUUGCAAGACCACAAAUCCAGGCACUCAACCCAGGAUACCGACUCUCCUUCAUCAUUGUGCCCGAUAUCACGGUCCCCGGUGCUUACGACAACGCUGUCGAGGGCGCAACACACAUCAUCCACAUUGCUUCGCCACUGGCAUCAGGUGGUAACGGCGUACCGCUCAGUCAACACGAUGCGCAUUUCAUCCAGCCAGCUGUGCGUGGUACCAUCAGCCUCCUAGAAGCAGCCAACCUCGGUGGGACGGUCCGUCGUGUCGUGAUCACCAGCUCCUUCAUUGCCUUGGUUCCCAUGGACGAGCUGACGGGCAGACGGAAGCGAGACCCUUCCAAGCCUGUGUCUCCCAAUGACCGCAUCCCGUUUGCCCCUGGACCGUACGAAUCCGAGUUUGCGGCCUAUGCGGCAUCCAAGGUUGCAGCGCUGCACCAUGUCGAGGCGUGGAUGGAGCGUGAGAGGCCGCCGUUCGAUGUCGUGCACCUUCACCCAGGCUUCGUGUUGGGGCGCAACGACACGGCUACCACAGCAGGACAAGCCAUGCAGGGCACCAACUCGGUGGUACUGGCGCUGCUGCUGGGCAAGCGGUUUGGGCCGUAUGCGGGCGCGACAGUGCAUGCCUCUGAUGUGGCUCGGGCGCACGUGUCGGCACUGGACCCGACGGUUCUCGGAAACCAGAGCUACAUUCUCAGUCAGUCGGCGCGGUGGAACGAUGCCAUCGCCAUCGCCAAGCGGGAGUUUCCCGAGGCCAUCAAGACAAAGCUGCUGGUGACGGGUGGCAGCGUCAAGACAACGCCUCUUCCCAUCGACGCAAGUCUAACCGAGGAGACGUUCGGCUUCAAGUUUGCCAGCUACGAGGACCAGGUGAUCAAUGUUGUUGAGCACUUCUUGGAGCUGCGGUUGCGCAAGAAGACAGGGGUCCAGAUGGUGUCUUCCAGCGCACCAAAGAAGCAACGGGUGGUGGUCAAUGUCAGCGCCAUCGCUUGCUGA
Molecule: messenger RNA, 1119 nt
Organism: Podospora anserina S mat+
Lineage: Eukaryota; Fungi; Ascomycota; Sordariomycetes; Sordariales; Podosporaceae
Exons: 1
Coding region: 1-1119 (372 amino acids)
Molecular function (GO): oxidoreductase activity, acting on the CH-OH group of donors, NAD or NADP as acceptor
Source: RefSeq, a predicted model, not a curated record